AGGGAUUUGUGCGACAUGGAUGUAGUGUCGUCUUAUCAGUCUUCUCGCAUCGAUCGUCGCGGGUGAGCAAAAAAGUGCACAGAUCCGUCUGUUUUCAAACGUGCUGCAUCGAGAGAUAUGAAUCUCGUAUUUGAAGAGAUAAUCAACUUCUGAAUACGUUUUUUGAGGUAGUUUGCGGAAUUGUAGAAGUGAUUUCAGUGAAAGUUUAAUUGGUUUUAUUGAUAAGGACCGAAAUGCAGUUGGAAGGGGUGGUAGGUGUGGAUGAUGUGAAGAUCAGUCUGCAGAGAUUCGGAUGGCCAGACUAUACGGUCUUUGGCCUGAUGUUGAUCAGCUGUUCGCUGAUCGGGGUGUACUUUGGAUUCAUUAAGAAGAAGCCUAAGAAGGGAUCGGAAGAGGCUGAUAAUUAUUUGGUAGGGGGACGAAAAAUGCAGAUCUUCCCUAUCGCUAUGUCUCUGAUCGCUACGUAUAUAUCGGGGAUAACGCUCCUGGGUACCCCGACAGAAAUCUAUGUCUUUGGUGUGCAGUAUAUGUACAUUAUGAUUGGGGUGUACAUUGUUGCAAUUAUCAUGACUUUUGUAUUCCUGCCAGUGUUCCAUGACCUCAAACUAACAUCAACCUAUGAGUACCUCGAGAUGCGGUUCGACAAACGGGUUCGAAUGCUUGGGUCAAUCAUGUUCAUCUUGGCAACGAUGGCUUGGCUCCCAAUCGUCAUCUACGUUCCAGCUUUGGCUUUCAACCAAGUCACCGGAAUCAAUGUUCACCUCAUUACCCCAUUGGUCUGCCUUGUGUGUAUCUUCUAUACGUGCGUGGGUGGGCUGAAAGCUGUCGUGUGGACGGAUGUCGUGCAAACAUUCGUUAUGUUUGGCGCAAUAAUUCUCGUAAUGAUCAAGGGAACUCGCGAUGUUGGGGGCAUUGACGUUCUAUGGCAGAGGGCUGUUGACAGUGGAAGGAUCGAAGGACCAGACUUCACCCUAGACCUAAGGACUAGGAAUACCUUUUUCUCAGUCGUUAUUGGAGGAAUGGUGUACUGGCUGAAGAGCAAUGCUAUAAGUCAGAAUAUGAUUCAGAGAUACCUUUCGGUCCCUACCCUAUCUGCUGCCAGGAAGGCCCUGUGGAUCUUCACCAUUGGGGUGUCUUUUUUAAUCAUCUUCUGCGGAUACUGUGGACUCUUGAUCUACGCUGUUUAUCACGAUUGUGAUCCUUUGACAACCAAGCUUGCCAAAGCCAAGGACCAGCUACUGCCCCUUCUGGUAAUGGACAUCCUAGGAGACUUUCCUGGACUACCAGGGCUCUUUGUUGCCGGGGUCUUCAGUGCAGCCCUGAGUUCUUUAUCUACCGGUCUGAAUUCCAUGUCUGCAGUGUUCCUUGAAGACUUCUUCAGAGCGUUUUCAAAGGAACCUCUGUCACAGAAGAAGACAGCCUAUAUCAUGCGAGGAGUGGUUGUGAUACUAGGAGUCCUUUGUGUCUGCCUCGUAUUCGUAGUCGAGAAACUAGGGACAGUACUUCAGCUCUCGAUGAGUCUAGGUUCAAUUGCCAACGGACCUUUACUAGGGAUCUUCACAAUGGGCGUAAUGUUACCUUGGGUCGAAGGGACAGGAGCAGUUGUCGGUGCUGUUAGUGGACUUCUCAUAAUGGCAUGGAUAUGCUUCAACGCUCAAGUAGCCAUUGCUUCUGGGGAACUGAAGUUCCCAACAAAACCUGUCGCUACUAACGGAUGUACCUAUACCUUCGUUCCUGGAGAACCUAUGAGUAUGCUUGCUAUUAAUGUGACCGAACUGGAUGUUAUGGCUUCGGUUCCUCCGGAAGAGGAAGGUUUCUCGAUCUUUCACAUCUCCUACCUCUGGUACGUCUUACUAGGAAUGAUAAUCACUAUCAGCGUGGCCCUUAUCGUAUCAUUUAUUCACGGAGCCAACAAGCCAUCGAGUCUGAAGCCUAAGUUGUUGGCCCCUUUUGUCAGGAGGAUCAUCUGGAAGAAAUCUCACGAAUCAGACUCUACUCAGGGCAUGGGAAAUUCCAAUGACUUGAUCCUAUCGAGUCAAGAUCACUCGAAAAUCGACGCCAUAGAUCUGAAGACCAUAUCAUAGUAAAUAAGUAUUUUGAUGUAGAAAAUUCUCUCCUCAGUGUAAUUCUCUUUAAGAUCAAUUAUAGCGCUUAAGACAGA
Phlebotomus papatasi is the source of this 2161-nucleotide messenger RNA. RefSeq names its product sodium-coupled monocarboxylate transporter 1 (gene rumpel). Gene Ontology annotation, molecular function: symporter activity. Gene Ontology annotation, cellular component: membrane. Bases 234 to 2084 code for a protein of 616 amino acids. The record is from RefSeq and is a predicted model, not a curated record. Lineage: Eukaryota; Metazoa; Arthropoda; Insecta; Diptera; Psychodidae. The transcript has 6 exons. Gene Ontology annotation, biological process: sodium ion transport; transmembrane transport.